AUGCUUGUCUGCGAACACAGUAACGACCCCCAGUUGUUCUGUGUGGACGAACAGAGGGCUGUGUGUCCUGUCUGUGACUUUCCUCACCAGCAGAGUCACAAAUUGGUUCCUGUAGAAGAAGCAGUCAGUGUCCUAAAGAAAAAUCUAGAAUCUGACUUAAAGUCUCUGCAGGACAAGAGGAACAAAUACAAACAAGUGGAGAAAACAUACAAUGAAGUGAUUCAACACUCCAAGAAGCAGCUGUUGUCCACAGAGAGGCAGAUCAGAGCAGAGUUCAACAAGCUCCAGCAGUUCCUGAAAGAGGAAGAGGAGUCCAGACUGGCAGCUCUGAGGGAGGAAGAGGAGCAGAAGGGGAGGACUAUCAGCAGAGAGAUGAAGAUGAUUGAGGAGCAGAUCUCCUCUCUGUCAGACAGCAUCUCUGCUGUUGAAGAAGAGCUGCAGAAACACAGCGUGCCAUUCCUCAGCAGUUAUAAAGACACUCAGAGCAGAGCCAGAGCCCAGAGCUCAGUGUCAGAUCCACAGCUGGUCUCAGGAGCACUGAUAGAUGUGGCCAAACACCUGGGCAUCCUGUCCUUCAGAGUGUGGGAGAAGAUGAAGGAGAAGGUCCACUUCAGUCCUGUCAUUCUGGACCCAAACACUGCAAACCGCUGGCUCUAUCUGUCUGAUGAUCUGACCAGUGUUAAAUAUGGAGACACAAAGCAGCAGCUUCCUGAUAAUCCAGAAAGAAACACAAAUUAUGCCAAUGUUUUUGGCUCUGAGGGUUUCAGCUCAGAGAAACACAGCUGGGAGGUGGAGGUGGGAGACCAUCCUGCCUGGAAUAUUGGUUUAAUUAAAGAGACAGCUGACAGGAAAGGAGAAUAUCCUGUUUCACAAAAAAAUGGAAUCUGGUGUUUAGUGCAUCGCAGCGGAAAAUAUAAUAAUGGUGAUGGUCAGACUGUGAAAGUGAAGAAGAGUCUCCAGAGGAUCAGAGUCCAGCUGGACUAUGACAGGGGGGAGGUGUCCUUCUAUGACCCUGAAGUCAUGACUCACAUCUACACUCACAGAGACACUUUCACUGAGAAACUCUUCCCAUAUUUUUGUAUUUUUAAUGUUGAUGAUGUGAAGACAUCUGAUAUCAAAAUCUGUGAAACUAAAAUUUCAUUGUAA
Molecule: messenger RNA, 1146 nt
Organism: Oreochromis niloticus (Nile tilapia)
Lineage: Eukaryota; Metazoa; Chordata; Actinopteri; Cichliformes; Cichlidae
Product: zinc-binding protein A33-like
Exons: 1
Coding region: 1-1146 (381 amino acids)
Molecular function (GO): protein binding
Source: RefSeq, a predicted model, not a curated record